GUCGAGUUUCUAUUUUGGAAAUUUAACUAGUAAGGCAGGCUUGUAAUCGAUCAAAAUUGUUCCAGCUUUCCUCGAUUCAGAAACAUUUUACUCUUCCAAACCUAGUGUAGUGAAAGGAUUUGGUCAUGGAUUUUUUAUUUGGCAAGAGGAAGACUCCUGAGCAAAUGCUUAAGCAACAUCAGAGAGCUUUAAACAGAGCGAUGAGGUUCGUGUUAUUUUAGUUUUCAGAAUUUAUGUACUGUUUUCCAAUGUCUUGUAAACUUUUAGCUGAUAUUGGAUUCUAAAAGGCAAAUGCUGCUUGCUUUUGUAUAGUGUGCACAUUUAAAGAGACAGUUUUUUCGUAGAAUUUGUCUCUUUCUGCGUAAGAUUUGUUUCCAAGGGAAAUUAUUUAUAUUUCACUUAAGAGCGAAUGCUUGACAUGGUGCUGUAGCUCUAACUACUUAGUACGUCGAGUUGUUCGAGCAUUUCGUUCGACACAGUAAUCGAUUAUCCUGUUAUCGCAAGCAUCUGAAUUGAUUUAUCAUCCUGGGUCGUUCAGUGGUAAAAAUUUCAUAUUUUGCCAUGGCUUCUGGUAUCUCAGCUAUCCUUCAUGUACAACUCAGGUUAUUUCAGUCCAGUUCUUCAUCUCUUAUCAUUUUUAAGAAUUUUGAAUUCAUAUAUUUCAGAGAUCUUGAUAGAGAGCGAGCCAAAAUGGAACAACAAGAAAAGAAAGUCAUAGCUGAUAUAAAGAAAAUGGCAAAACUUGGACAGAUGGUAUGUCUGUAAGAAUUACAGAUUUAUUAUGUUGUUUUUGAAACCUUAAGAUGUUUUAGCUUCCACUCAAAAUAAUUAUAUAACUCUUGAUAGCUACAAUAUUAUAGUAUGUGACUGUGACUGUUUUACCUUUUACCAGACAUGAGUCUGUUUCAUGCCUCGUGGGGUUUCAGAUCUUCAGUUUAAAUUGGUAUCAUUGAAAAUUCUUUAUGAUUGCCAGGAGAGUAAGCACAGUAGUUGCCCGUUUAUUUCAAUUCCCAAGUUUGAUUACCUGUUAAACAUAUACUUUAACCACUCAUCCUAGACAGACUUCUGAGUAUUAUAUCUUGUAGCUGAAAACCAGUGGAAAAGUUGAAAAUCCAGCUCAGUUUGCCAGUUUUGAUUUAUAUGGUAUCUUACCACAAUUUUUCCCAUACCUCACAGUGUCUCUCUAAAUCGACUUCAUUUGUGUCUAUAUUCAGCAUAUAUCCCCUGUACAUGUACAUCUCCCCAACAGAUAUUUUUCUCAUCUUCAAUUCUUAAUAUUUCAAUAUCCUGGUAUGUUCAGUCACAUUUACUCCUUGAAUCUCAUUCUUGUGCAUCCAAGCAUUGCAGACCAGCUGUUAAGAAAUUUUAACUUUUAUGUUUGGUUUUUCCUCCCCAGCUCCCUCAGGCUCCCUUGAAGUUGUGGCCUGUGUCCCCACCCCCUCUCCUCUCCCUUUCUUCCUAUGCCAUUCCCUUCCAGCCCUUUCUCCAGGGGUGCCUAUGUCUAUACCCCCCCCACUACACAGCAUGAGUUUUCUAUUCAAGUAGGAGGCAGUUCCCUCCUGUUAACCCUUAAAUUCCCAAGAUCUGAUUGUACAUCCUCCCCUUUAGCUGCUGCAGAUUUCCUUGUAAUUAGUUACAAGAAUUUGGUAUUAGAUUGACAUAACAACUUCUAUCUGAUAAGUUUAUCAAUGAGAAUUCUCAUUACCAGUUUGCUGGAUAAUGUAUGGAUAUUAUAGCGAGAAGUUAAAUGUUCAUCAAUUCCUAGAGUUAAAGAGUUAACUACACAUAAUGUAUACUUUACAGGAUGCAGUCAAGAUAAUGGCGAAAGAUCUUGUGAGAACUAGAAGAUAUGUCAAGAAAUUUAUAGUAAUGCGCGCAAAUAUCCAGGCAGUUUCACUCAAAAUCCAGGUAGGUUAAGCACUGUCUCAAGGGGGCCUCUAUCAGUUUGAAUGCUUAACCCAUUACACCCUAACAUCAGUAUGCAUAUUCUCCAUACUGCUCUUUAUACAUUUCCUAAGGAGGAAAACAAGGAGAAUUUUUUUACCAAUCGAAAGCUUCUUUUGUUGGUGAUCAUUUCCUUUAUUCUCAUGACCUUAACAUGUGAUUCAGGGCUGAUAUUGUUGGGAGAAAUUUGAUGCUAACAGGGCUAAAAAUUAUUCCAGUGCUUGGUGGCCAGUUGGGCCAGUUUCCUUGAAUUCUUAGUGUCCCAUCCCAAAAUGAAGUUGCCCUGGAUUUCCUCUAGUUUAAAAUGAAAAACUUGAAUAAAUGCCCCUUGGCUUUUAACAGAGUGUUAAUUCAAAGGAAAGAACACAAAGUUCAGAGUCACUUGGUAAUCACAAAAUCAAAAUGGCAUCUAUAUGUUGUGAAUGUAGAUCACUUGUGAAAUCACUGUUAAAACAGCUCGGAAUUUCCACUUCAGAACUAAAAAUUCACUAAAAUGGAUGAUCUUAAGAGUCCACACAAAUUUCUAUUUUUUACUUUGUACUUCCCAUAAUUUACAUUGCAACUUUUCAAAAUUCUGUAGCAUAGUCACACAUCGGGCGUUCAAACCUUAACCUUUGGUGGCCCUGUUCAGUUUUAACUCACCACUGGCAACCAUGCAACCGCCAAUUUUUAGCCCUGUGCUAGUCAUUCUUAGGGUUUAAAGGGUUAAAAGAAAGAAAGAUGUCAGAGAUUUGUUGCGAAAAUUCUGAGUUUCUCUUGAAGGAGAUUCCCUCAAAAUGAUAUAUACAUGUAAGGAAAUUGAUAUGACUGUGCAAAUUGCACAGAGUAAUUUCCACAGUGUACCACAGUUGUGUAUGUUGACUCGUAAAAAUAAUUGGUGUGUGAAUCAUUGAUGGCGCAGUUUAAUUGUUUGGAUGAAUCUAAUCUAGGGAAAUGAAAUAUUAGAAAGGAGUAGAUUUUGCCAGAAAAAAAAAAAAUUCAGAUUUUUUUUUUAUAUUUUAAUGCUUUGCUAAAUACAACUGUCAACUUGUUGACCCCUUACAGUGACCAACAUGUAAUUUCUCCUGAGAAGAUCCCCUGAAUCAAACAUUAAGGUCAUGAGAAUAAAGGAAAUGAUCACCAACUAAAGAAGUUCUGGAUUGUUCAACAAAUUCUCCUUGUCAGCACCUCAGGAAAUGUAUAGAGAACAUUAUGGAGAAUAUGCAUACUGAUUUUAGAGCGUAAAGGGUCACUAAACACUUGUUUAUUAUGGAAAUUAAUCACCAAGCUGCACCUCCCCACAACUUGUCAUCAUAUGCUUUCUCAAUGUUGUUUUCAAUACUACUGAAUGCAAAAAGAUUUAUAUUUAGUUGAAAUUAAUGUGUUUUCCCUUUCUUUUUUCUAAAGGGAAGGCCUUGAUUUUCAAAGAUUUUGACAUUUUUCCUUGCCUAAAUUUUCAAAUCAUAAUUUUAGGUGCUACAAUCUUGUACCCAGGCAAAUCAAUUUUUUCUCUUUAUUGACAGAGAUAAGUUUGAAAUCUUGUUAAUUAUCCACCUGAAACUAAAAAAUACACAAGAUAAAAAUAGCAACUGUCAAUAUUUCCAAACUUACCUUCAUUGUUCUUGUCCUGAAGGAAAAUUAUUUUACAUUAUUUUAUAAUAAGUUUGUUAGAAAUUGUCAUUAUCCAGAUUAUGUUUUGGGUCUUUUUAAAUUUUUAUGGGUGAGAGAUGCAGCCGGUUUAUGAGUAACAAAAUACAAAUUGUAUUAGCAUCUUGAAUUCGACAAUAUAAUUUUCCUCCCAUCAAGAGAUGCAGCCAGUUUAUGAGUAACAAAAUACAAAUUGUAUUAGCAUCUUGAAUUCGACAAUAUAAUUUUCCUCCCAUCAAUUCAAUCAUUUGUACAGGAUUUUGAAAUUGGUAUUAAAAGAAGUAUUCUGGUUACCUGAAGCUAUUGGAUAAGGUAGUUUAUGCAACCAUUGCCCCACUAUUGAGAGUUUCUCGAUUUAAAUUUUAUUUUGACACCGUUAUGAGCAAUAACUUGAAAUGCAGAUUUUUAUCAAUUAGAUUUGAACAUCCUCUAACAUCUGGAAAUGUCAAGUGGAUAGAGUGCCUUUUAAUUGAAAAAAAAAUUGGUUUGAUUUUUGGGCUGAAGAGUGUACUAAGAAAUAAGUUUUUUAAUAACUUCUUUUUGUCACUCAGAUCUAAUAACAUCAACUGUAAAAUUUACCUUUGCUUUAUAAUUUCUCUUAUUAAUACUGGUUUUAAUUUUUAAUUCCUAAAUGAUUUGACUAAAUUUCUUGCAAUUUGACCCUGACUGAUUGUAUCAAAUGGAAAAUUUACCUCAGUUUAUUAUCUCUUGUACUGGUUUUAAAAGUCUUACCUGUAAUUCCUAGAAAAAAAAUCUUUUUUGCAUGUCAGUGCCUUCAAAUUUGCAGCCAUUAUAAAUCAUUCUUUAUUACAAAUUUCCAACUAAGUGCAACGUAAUGUAUUAAAAGUACUUGUGGUUGUAAACUUCAUUUGGCAAAUGUAUAGGUUGCUCCUUAGUUUGGUUCCCCUGAUUAGCUUCGCAUGUGGGUUGAGUGUGUUGUUGGUUCUCAUCUUUGCAUUUAGGUGUCUCUUGUAGUUCUCCACUUUUCCUAUCUCAGCAAUAAACCAAAUUCCAUUCAAUCUUGCAGAGGGCUUCACUUUCAACGUUUGCUUGAGUGAUUGGUUUGUUUAUUUUACAGACAUUGAGAUCCAAUAACGCCAUGGCACAAGCAAUGAAGGGAGUUGCAAAGGUAUGAUGUUUACAAUGGAAAUUGUUAAUUAACCCUUUAACUCCCAGAUCAAAUUUGUUAUUCUCUUUACUGUUGACCACACAAUUAUUUUAAUGUUAGUUCAGAGAAUUUAGUUUUGGAUCAACUUAUUAUCCUGAAAUUGAUAUUUUUCUUUAUUCUCAUCACUUGUCUGGUUGAUAUUGUAUUGAUACUGUAAGGAGAAAUGCUGUCUUGAUCACUCAUGGGAGUUAAAGGGUUAAGGAGAAGAUCAAACUGGCAUCUUGACUGCUCAAAUGUUUUCAAACAUGUAAACUCUUGAGCAAAUGAUGCAUUUGACUACUGGGUGUGGGUUUUGUAGUGUUUAGUAGUCAGAGUCACAUAUUUUUGAAGAUUUUGUGUGUACAAGUUAUUAACCAAAUUACUGUUUGGUGGAGUUUUUGGCCUGUAAUCUGAAAGAGGCUUUUUGUAACUGCUUAUGCACAGAAAGGGUGUGGGCAGAAUGAAGGUUUUGAUACAACAUCUACUUCUCCCUAUGUUUCAGAGGAGAAUACAAAAAAUUGUGGAUGGGAAAUCUAAUCUAAGAGUCUUACUACCAGAAAUUACUUGAGGAUUUUUUUUUCUAAGUGCCCCUUUGAAAUCAUUAUAACAACUUUUUGAGAUAGCUAAUAGUUUUUUGUUUUCAUUCUUUUCUGUUCAGACAAUGGCAACCAUGAACAAACAAUUAAAAAUGCCACAGAUUCAGAAGAUCAUGAUGGAAUUUGAAAAGCAGGUGAACUGUAAAUUAUGGAAAAUCUAGACAGUCAGGGUUGACUUUAGAAGCUGAUAAGUGGCGGAAACCCUGUUGGCUGUCAGACAAUUUUGUGCCAGCUAUUUUGUAAACUGUGAACAAAGACAGAAAACAAGUAUUUUGAUUAUAACAUCAAUUUCUGUUCAAGAAAACUUAAUCAGACAAAUUUUUCCCAGAAUGCUGGAAAUCACAUUUGAGAGAGUUUCAAAUGUUUGUAGGGGAGCAUACCUUGCAACAUGUUAGGCUUCCUACCCAAGUAUAACUCAAUAGUGCGAUAACUCAAUUCAACCAACACGCAGUUCAGAUCAUACAAUCAUUAUAUUUUUUAAUGACCACCCUGGCCUUCAAGAUUUAUUCGUGUUAGUGAUUUUUUUUUUAAAGAGGAUUUUGAAUGAAAGGACUGGUUUUUACUUUCAGUCUGAAAUUAUGGACAUGAAAGAAGAGAUGAUGAAUGAUGCAAUUGAUGAUGUCAUGGGAGAUGAGGAGGAUGAUGAGGAGAGGUAACAGAGGAACCUGACAAUUUUUGGGGAAAUUUUAUUGGGAGGAAGAUGGAAGUAUCUUUUAACCAGUGGUCUACACACUGAAGGGAAAAUAUGGGCUAAUGCUCAGUGCACUGGUACACAGGGUUGAGAGAAUCAGAGUGGAGACCUGGCCACGUCAUUGUAUUGUGUUGUUCGACAAAACGCUUAAUUCCCACAGUGCCUCUUUCCACUCAGGACAGGGUUGUUCAAAGCUGGGUUGAGAUAACCCAGUGUUGGUGUAAAAUUGGAUUUCAGAUUUGAAAGAUUUAGAAGAAAAUUCAGUACAAUUUUCACUUUUCUACAAUCUGGUGAUUGGAUGCUCUUAUAAGAACAGAGAAAAUUAUCAGGAAAGUUUUUAUACAAAAAGGUUCAGAGAAACCGAGAUUAAAAUUUAAACACUGGCUUAGUGCUAAUCGGCUUUCAAACAACUGGGCCCAGGAGUAUAAAUGGAUUCCAGCAAAUUAGCAGGAAGGUUUGAUUAAAUCCUGGGAGGUAACCUUGCAAUGGACUGGCAUCCUAUCUAGGGGGUGGUAGUGAAGCCACUAGUUGCUUCAUGCUAAUUUACACCAAGUUUAGUAGAUGUUCUCCACAAAGACCCAGUCAGGUGUGGAUCCAUGAACCUGUUGAUCAGAAGCCCAGUUCAUCAAUAAAUACUCUACAAACGUAAAGGAUGGCUUAGUUGUAACUCUUUCUAAUGAUCUGAAAGAACUCCACAAAUGUUAGUUUUUUUUCCUCUUUAGUGAGCAAAUAGUACAACAAGUGUUUGACGAGCUAGGACUGACACUGAAUGACGAGGUAAGUGUUACCACAGUCAAACCUCCUGCAAGUGAGUACUAUCAAAAAUGGCAAGCCUUUAGGCACUCAUAACAGUCAAUGACAACUGUAGAUGCACCAAUAGAGCAAUUUUCUAUGGAGCAUUAUAUGUUAUCAGGAAUUGCUUUGGUUUAAUUUAACUCUGUGAUUGGCCCAGAAAACCCGUGCCAUCCUCUCAACCAAUGAGUUGCCAAACUUACAACAACCGCGUCUUAGUCAUUCGCGUUUUCCCGCGCUUCAAGCAGUUUGCUUGUUUUCCCUUCGAGAUCUCAUUGACUAGCGGUAAUUUAAACCUUCGUUCCGAUUGGUCUCUGUGAAUACUUAAGUUUUAUUUUUUCGACGCUCAAUUGAAAACAGCUCUAAGCUUUGUGCGGGAAGGUUUGAUUCCUCCAGGGUUUAAUUUCUCACAAGUACUCAAACUUUUUUCUGUCCUACGCCCACACUCAUGAUAAGAUGAAGAAACGUCUUUCUUCAUUUAAGGAUGUGAAAUUUUGGAAAAAGUGAUCGCAAACAAUAAGGGAGUAUUAAAAAUUUUAAGCUUGAAGCUCAAAGGACUUUGGUAUCCUUUUUCUGAGUUAGAUCAACUUAAGGUAUAUCACAUUUGAUACUUUUUUUCAGCUUACGGGACUGCCGACCACUUCGGGAGGUAUAGCUGCUAAAGAAGCUCCAAAACAGGCCGUAGCCACCGCCGACGCCGACGCCGACCUUCAGGCCCGGUUAGAUACUUUUUGUUUU
Messenger RNA from Pocillopora meandrina, 7534 nucleotides. The record is from the annotation of a GenBank genome assembly. Lineage: Eukaryota; Metazoa; Cnidaria; Anthozoa; Scleractinia; Pocilloporidae.